Messenger RNA from Solenopsis invicta (red fire ant), 699 nucleotides. RefSeq lists its product as uncharacterized. The coding region runs from base 1 to 699 and encodes 232 amino acids. The transcript has a single exon. Lineage: Eukaryota; Metazoa; Arthropoda; Insecta; Hymenoptera; Formicidae. Gene Ontology annotation, molecular function: nucleic acid binding. Gene Ontology annotation, biological process: DNA integration. The record is from RefSeq and is a predicted model, not a curated record.
AUGAGUUCAUCAAAGAAAAUUAGCUCUGAGAGACAACGUCUCGUCGAGGAAUUACACGCACCAGCAAGACGACAUUUUUCAAGAAGACAUGUUAUAAUCAAAGGUUUCGACGAUAUAUGGCAAGCUGAUAUCGUUAAAAUGCGUCCAUAUUCAAAUGUCAACAAAGGCCAUCAUUAUAUACUAACGGUCAUUGACGCGUUGAGCAAAUUUGCAUGGGCAGUAGCAAUGAAGAGCAAGAGCGGAAAAGAGACGGCUGACAUCAUCGCCGAGAUAAUUAAAAAAAGUGGAAGAUGUCUACGCAACUUGCAACCGGAUAUGGGCAAGGAGUUUUACAACGUUGAUGUGCAGAAACUUUUGAAAAAGCACAACAUUAAUCAUUAUUCCACGUAUUCGGUGAUGAAAGCAUUGAUAAAGCGUUUUAAUAGAACUUUGAAACAGAAAAUUUGGAAAAUAUUUACGUUGCAAAGAUCUUACAAGUGGGUCGACAAGCUACCGUGUUUGGUUUUAGAUUACAACCGCGCGUUGCAGUAUACGAUAAGCAUGCGACCCGUGGAUGUAACGUCAGAAUUGGCUAAAAAGCUCCUCGACAUGGUGUAUAGCCACGUUAAGAUUGCUGCGCCUGCGAAAUUCAAGGUUGGAGUUAAGCUACGCGUGAGCAAACAGAAGACAAUUUUUGAAAAAAACUAUACUUCAAAUUGA